AUGCCGAUUGAUGUUGAGAAAGGAUUUCACAAGGGAACGCUCUUCACGUGCGUUUUGGCAAUAACGGCACAGAGUGUAAUGAACCUUAUUAUUUUACCAACGAUGCCCUUUAUGGUUAAGUAUUAUAUUCCUGAUGUUGAUAUUAGUGAAGUUGGCUAUUACUCUGGAUUUAUCUUAUCCCUUUACUAUCUAGGGCAAAUACCCGGGUGCAUUUUCUGGGGUUGGUACGCAGACCAGCAUGGUCGAAAGAAAGCGCUUCUUAUUAUCACUUUAUUCAACGUAAUUUGCACAUCGGGACUUGGAAUUAGUUCAAACUAUUAUCUCACUCUAGUAAUCCGCCUAAUUCACGGAUUUGCGGAUGGUGCACUAAACGUUACGAAAACAAUGAUUGCUGAAAUAUCAAACGAACGAAACCUUCCUCUGGGAACCAGCUUUGUCUUUUUAGGCGCAGCACUAGGGCGUCUUUUAGGCCCUGUAUUGGGCGGCUAUCUUUCUCAUCCAGAGAACUUUUCGACUCUCACCUCACACUUCCCCAUUCUCCUUUCUCAUCCUUUCCUCCUUCCAUUCGGUAUUUCUGCGUUCAUGUUUGUGUUUGUCGCUGUGUCGCUGCUUCUAUUCUCGGAAGAAACGAUUUCCGAAGAAGAAAUGACGACUUCUCGAGAAUGCAAGGCGGAAAUGAAGCGCGAAAUCAGCGGAAUUCUGCGAAAAGGAUCAAAGGACUACAUCAAUUCGCACGAACAAUUGCUUCUCCAAUACCACAAAUACUCAAAGUAUUCGUCAAUCCUCAAAGAACGAGAUGUGCUUCUUACCGUGCUUCUCUAUCUGCUUCUCUCUCUCUGCCAAAUGGCUUUCGACUCCUUGUUUUCUCCUGUGUUGGCGAACAAGAAGAUUUAUGGUGGAUUCGAAAUGUCGAGCGAGGAAAUCAGUUUGAUUCUCAUGGUCGCCAGCCCCAUCGCGCUUGUGACGAUUUUAUAUUCUCCGUCUCUUCGAAAGCUUUUCACCUAUCGAAGAACUUUGAUGAUCAACGCUCUUGGAAUAGCAUUCUGUAUGUUCAUCUAUCCAAUCGAGUCUCUCUUCAAUCAGUAUAACAAAACCGUCGUAUUUACCGUUGUGAUUGUGAUUUUCUGCAUCGUAGUUGUCUCCAACGUGUCGUACAAAGAAUUCCGAGGAACCAUCAUGGCCUUCGCUUGGUUUUGCUCAUGUAGGGUCCUUCGUUGCUUCCCAUUCUCUACGGAUGGAGCUGCCACAAGAACUAUUUCCCUAUUCAUCAUGAUUCUCGGAUUAGUUAUCCUCUUGGCUGCGGUCAUAAUUCACUUCUUAACGGAUGUGUGUGACAAGGGAAGAGGUUCAAUCACUUCUACGAUUGUUCAUAGCAACAAGUAG
This is a messenger RNA of Blastocystis hominis, 1383 nucleotides long. RefSeq lists its product as hypothetical. The transcript is spliced from 8 exons. Gene Ontology annotation, biological process: transmembrane transport. Lineage: Eukaryota; Bigyra; Opalinata; Blastocystidae. The coding region runs from base 1 to 1383 and encodes 460 amino acids. The record is from RefSeq and is a predicted model, not a curated record. Gene Ontology annotation, molecular function: transmembrane transporter activity.